This is a messenger RNA of Striga hermonthica, 879 nucleotides long. The record is from the annotation of a GenBank genome assembly. Lineage: Eukaryota; Viridiplantae; Streptophyta; Magnoliopsida; Lamiales; Orobanchaceae.
AUGUUUUUUCGCAAGAGCAACUCCUCGCACGAGGGUGAGAGCGUUGAGCUGCAGAAGGAGCGCAAGUUGAACGAGCUUAGGGCUUCUUUGGGGCCAUUGUCUGGUCGUAGCUUGCAAUACUGCACUGAUGCGUGUUUGAAGAGGUAUCUUGAAGCUCGAAACUGGAAUGUUGAUAAGUCGAAAAAGAUGCUGGAGGAGACAUUAAGAUGGAGGUCGAGUUUUAAGCCUGAGGAAAUCCGUUGGCAUGAAGUUGCGAGUGAGGGCGAAACUGGGAAAGUUUACAGAGCAAACUUUCACGACCGUCAAGGAAGGUCUGUUCUAAUAUUAAGACCAGGAAUGCAGAACACGACAUCACUGGAUAACCAGAUGAAGCACCUGGUGUACCUGAUCGAGAAUGCCAUACUUAAUCUUCCGGAAGGUCAAGAACAGAUGUCGUGGCUGAUAGACUUCACGGGAUGGUCCAUUAGCAACAAUGUCCCCAUCAAAUCUGCAAGAGACACCGUUAAUAUUCUCCAAAAUCACUACCCUGAGAGAUUAGCCAUCGCAUUUUUGUACAACCCCCCGCGCAUAUUCGAAGCAUUUUGGAAGGUUGUGAAGUACUUUUUGGACCCUAAAACCUUCCAAAAGGUGAAAUUCGUGUACCCAAAGAAGGAAGACAGUGUGGAGCUCAUGAAGUUGUAUUUCGACGUGGAUAAUCUCCCAACCGAGUUUGGAGGCAAGGCCACACUGCAGUAUGACCAUGUCGAGUUCUCUAGGCAGAUGGCACUAGACGAUGUGAAAUCCGCCAAGCUAUGGGGCUUGGACAAGCACCCGCCCAAUGGUCUUGUUGGGCCAGAGGUUGCACCCGAGCCCGAGCCACUUGCUGCGUCUGUUGGUUGA